This is a messenger RNA of Erythranthe guttata (spotted monkey flower), 1036 nucleotides long. RefSeq names its product Single hybrid motif superfamily protein. The record is from RefSeq and is a predicted model, not a curated record. Gene Ontology annotation, cellular component: nucleus. NCBI's taxonomy places the organism in Eukaryota, Viridiplantae, Streptophyta, Magnoliopsida, Lamiales, Phrymaceae.
AUGCUAUUUACAAAAAGAAAAAGUAUACAGUAUAUAAACUACUAAUGGGCUAUUUGGACCUUUUUGUAAUUUCUAUAAAUGGGCCAUAAAUUUAUCAACCAAAGCCCAACCCAAUUGAUACCUUCCUUCCAGUGAAACCAGAAACCUCAAUUUUGGUACAAACCGACGAAAGCUUGUACAUCAAUGGAGUCGCUGCUAAACCCCGACAGCAACUCCGAAUUAAAUCUCGUAACCUCGUACGAGAACUCCGACCCAGUUCUUCUGUCUUGUAAUUCUUCUUCGGACACAACCCAUGAUUCUCAAAUCGGAGGAGAAAAACAGCUGAUAGAAGAAGAAGAAGAUGAAGAAGAAGAAGAAUUGAAAAGGCUUCUGUUGCCCAAUGUGGAUGAAUUGCCCGAAAUACCCCGCUCUUCCGUCGAAGCCAAUUUCACUACUUACUUUCUUCCGGAUUUUAUGAAGCCGGGGCAUGAUCAGUAUGUACAUCGUCAUGCCAAUGGGCUGUGUGUAAUUGGUUUGGCUCCAACUCAUGUGGCGUUUAAGGACGAAGGUGGAGUCACUUCGAUCGAUUUUAAUGUUGGAAAGUCCGAUCGAAGCGGAAUUAAAGUUACCGGAAAACGGAAAAAGAACGCCCAGCAUUUCGAAUCCAAUACAGCAUUAUGUAAAGUGUGCACGGCCGACGCUUCUUACGUAGUGAGGUGUUGCGUAAAAGGCUCUCUAUUGGAAGUCAAUGAAACGUUAAUCAGUCAACCGGAAUUGCUCAAUUCAGUGCCGGAUAGAGAGGGAUACAUUGCAAUAAUGAUGCCAAGACCUGCAGAUUGGCUCAAGGCGAAGGCUACUCUGCUCGACUCCGAACAAUACAAGAAGCUGAGAACAGAGCUUUGACUUUUGUCAACUGGUUCACUAGACAGGUUUUUUUUUUUUUUUAAUAUAUUUAAUUUGCAGCAACUAUUGGACAGCAUUUCCUUUUUGAAACAAGAGUCUAUUGUAAGAAUCCAUUAAAAUUAAAAGCUACAAAAGGUGCAAAAGAAAUAAAAAA